UGUGCCACUCACAGCAUGGCGGAGCGGCUGCCCGCCGCGCCGCCGUCAAGGGGGGGUGGCCGCAAAGGGAGCUUCGGCUUCGCGACAGCGAGCGGCGGCGGGCGGGGCAUAAUAAAGCAGUGAGGAGAAACUGAAGGAAGUAUUACAUGCAUUACUGAUCAGAAAACUGUUUCUGAAGUAUUUGGGCAAACUACAUCUACAUGUAGUAAAAUCUGCAAAGGUUGAAGGUGUGGAGAGCAUGGGUUAUGAUAUUGAGCGCUUCGUGGGCUAUGUCAAUGAGGGGCUGUUGUGCUCCAUCUGCCGAGACGUGUUAGAAGAUCCACUGCAGGCUCCUUGCGAGCACGCUUUCUGCACUGCCUGUAUCCACGGGUGGCUUGUUCAUCACAGUAACUGCCCUGAAGACAGACAAGUGAUUGAUGUGUCUCUGCUACGACCUCUCUACAGAUAUAUGAAAAAUGAUUUAAACCGUCUUCAGCUACAUUGCAGAAACAGAGAGUAUGGCUGUGAAAUGGUUUGUUCUCUGGAGUCUAUAGACAGGCAUGAAAGGGAGUGUGAGUACAGUCAGAUACCUUGCUCCAAUGCUGGUUGUACCGUGCAGGUCGAGCGGCGUAACUUGGACGGGCACCUGGCGGUGUGCGAGUACCGGAGCCGGGAGUGCCCCAAUGGCUGUGGCUACACCAUCCUCAGCGCAGAGGACACGCAGCACAACUGCGUGGCAGAGCUGAGAACCGAGCUGGAACUGCUUCGGUCAGAAAUGAUCUGCAGAGUGGAGGAGGCAAAACAUGAGAUGGAGUCAAGGUUAGACUCACAGAGAAGGCAUAUGGUUCAAAAAGAGAGUAUUCUGCAAAAUGAAAUUGAAGAACUAAAGAGUCAGAUGUCACGAAUGAUGUCAGAUGUCAGGUCUCUGAUGGCAGCAGAGAGACAGCACCGUCAAGAGCUGGAGCAGGCAGAGCUGGAAAAACGGGAGUUAAUGGAGCUGCUGAAGGGGCUGCAGAAGGACUGUAGAUUAACUACUACAGAGGGAAGCAGAAAGUCAAAUUUCCGUCCUUUGACACGACUGGAGAGUGUAAAAAGAAAACCUAGGGAAGUCACAGUUAUCUAAAUAGUACUAAGCUCAAAAACCAUUUUCUUCAAAUACUGGCUUCUGGCAAACUACUUUCUUUGAAUGAUUGGUAAAGUUUAUAUCAUUUCUUAAUUACUUUUUUCUUUUAAAAUCUAAAUUAAUAGUGUAUUUCCUUUGGGACCAUAAAAACAAACAGAAGGUUUUUUUUCUGAGGGAAUACUGGUCAUUAAAACCAGUAAUUGGAAGACAUAUUUUAGCUAAUGUUUUUAUAAAAAGGGGAAGAAGACUUGAUUUAUUCUCUCUGUACUGCAUCACUUACAGUAAUCUUUCAAGACUUAAAGCUACAGCCUUUUAAAGUCAAAGAUAUGGACUAUUAAGGACCAGGAAGGAAAAAACAUUUAAGUAUCUCUGUUUCAAACAAAAAAGCAAAUUUGACUAUUUGGGAGGUGAAUGGUAGAAUUAGUAAGUCAGUAAUAGAAAUUAAUAGUAUCUUGUUUGUAGUCUGUAGAAGGUCUUAUUCAAAGGUGGAAAGCAGGCACUUUAAAUUGUAAUUCUUCUGCUACUUAACAGCUUCGGGUGAGGUUAACUGUUACUUUAGAGCUUCUCAUUUCCCAUGGUGAUACAUACUUACAGGACUAAUACUAAAGCCUGAGGUAGUAGAAUAAUCUAAACAGAUUAUUAAAACAGAUGUAUGAAUAACUUUGAGUUUGUGGGAAUGGAUCUGCUUCUUAUUUAAAAAUUUGAAGCUUUUAUAUGUGAAAGUAUCAGGUAUUUCUACAGGAUCUUUUAAGCAUAAGACCAGUCUGUUUGGUACUCAAACUUUAAAGUGUAUAUAAAUACCUAGAGUAUCCUUAAUUUUCUUGUGGCAGGUUUAAGACUACUUGAUAUGCACAAGAGAUGAGUAUUUGCACAGUCACUUGGGCUUCAGACAUUUGUGUUAGUGCUCAAGCAGGCUGCAGGGAGUGCCAGAGGCUGGCACUGGCAUCAGAGGGUAACAGAACACCUGUGCAAGUGUGAAUAGGUCAAUGACCUGCUCUGCUUAGCAAUACAAGUUAAAGGGCAGGUGGAGGGGUUAAGGGAUGUUAGAGCAUCUGAGGAAGAGAUUGACUGGUAGAGUCAUUCUCUACCUCCCCUGAGGCAAAUGUACCACUCCAAUGCACCUCAGAAAGUAGUGGAUCACUAGAGAUGAACCUAGGGUGGCAGUUCUGUGGUGCAGGCAAAACUGUUGGCCCUGCUAACGUGCAUCUACACCAAAGCACAGUGUGGGCACCAAGCAGGAGGAGCUGGAACCUUCAGCAGGAAGGUUUUGAUGUCACCAUCACAGAAACAUGGGGAUGACUCUCAUCAUGGGAGUGCUGCAAUGGCUGGAUAUAAGCUCUUUAGAAGAGACAGGCAAAGCAAGAGAGGUGGUUGGAUAGCACUGUACAAUAGAGAGUGUUUUGAUUGUAUUGAAAUUGGUGAUGAAGAUGACAAGUUUGAGUGCCUCUGGGUAAGCAUCGCAGGAAGGUCAGCAGGGCAGACGUCAUGGUGGGAGUCUGUUGGGGACCACCCAGCCAGGAACUGGCUGAUAAGGCAUUCCACAAGCAGCUGGCACAGGAGGCAUAGUCACCAGCCUUUGUUUUCAUGGGUGACUUCAACUUGCCUGAUGUCUGCUGGAAAUACAGCACGGAGUAAGCAGCCUAGGGGGUUCCUGGAAUGUGUGGAGGACAGCUUUCUAAGUAACACGAUGGGAAAUGAGCCUAACAGAGAAGGGGCCCUGUUGUUUGUGGGCAAAGAAAGGCUGGUGGGUGAUGUGCUGGUCAGUGGCCAUCUUGGGCAGAGUGACCACGAACUGUUAGGAUUUUCUAUACUGGGUGAAGUAAGGAGGGGCACCAGCAGAACUUCUGUGUUGACUUUGGUGAGCAAACUUUGGCCUGUUCAGGAUAUGGAUUGACCAAGUAAGUCCCUUGGAAGUCAGUCCUGAAGGGCAAAGGAGUCCAGGAAGGCUGGAUGUGCUUUAAAAAGGAAUUGUUAAAUAUUCAGGAACAGACUCAUGUAGAAAGACAAGUUGUCAGGGAAAAAGCCUGGCAUGGUUAAGCAGAGAACUUAAGUUGGAACUUAGGGGGGAAAAAAGAGAAUAUAUCACCUCGAAAGGAGGGUCAAGUAACUUGGGAGGAUUAUAAGGAUGUCACAAGGUCGUUAGGAAGAAGGUUAAAAGGGACAAAACCCAAACUAGAACUUGCUUUGGCCAUUACAGUUAAAGACAACAAAAAAACAUUCCAUAAAUAUAUUGACAGCAAAAGGAGGAUCAAGGAGUGUCUCUACCAUUUGUUGAAUCCAGAGUGUGAUGUAGUGACAGGGGUUGAGGGAAAGGCAGAAGUUCUUAAUAUCGGGAUAAGAUGUCCUCAUGAUACCCAGCUCCCUGAGAUGGAAGUUGCUGAUGGGCAGAUGAGUUCCCCCCCAAAGUCCAGAGCAAGAUGGUUAGACACUCACAGGUCUAUGGGCCCUUAUGGGAUCCACCCCAGAGGAAUGAGGGAACUGGCAAAAGUAUUUGCCAAAACACUUUCAGUCAUCUGUCAACAGUACUGCUUAACUGGAGAAGUUCCACAACACCCAUCUACAAGAAUAGUUGGAAGGAUGAUCUGGGGAACUAAAGGCUUGUCAUCCUGACCUCAGCUCUGGGCAAGGUUCUGGAAGAGAUCAUCCUGAGCACCAUUACAUGGCACAUGCAGGACAACCAAGGGAUCCAGUCCAGACAACAUAGAUUUUAAAAAUUCAGGUCCUGCUUGACUGGUCUGAUCUCCUAUGACUAAGUGACCUUAGUCAUAGGAGAAGAUGAGGGAAAGGCUGUGGCUAUUGUCUAUUUGGACUUCAGUAAAGCAUUUCACACAAUCUUUCACAGCAUCCUCCUAGAAAAACUGGCUGCUUGGGACUUGAAUGGAUAAGGACUGUCCAAUGGAUAAAAAGUUGGUUGGUUGUCAGGCCAAGAGAGUGGUGGGGAAUGGAGCUAAGUCCAGUUGACAGCUGGUCACUAGUGGUGUUCCCCAGGGCUCAGUAUAGGGCCAGUCCUGUUUAACACCAUUAUUAACGAUCUGCACGGGGGGAUUGAGUGCAUCCUGAAUAAAUUUGCAGACAACACCGAGUUGGGUGAGACUGUUGAUCUUCUCAAGGGUGGGAAGGCUCUGCAGAGAGACAUGGACAGACUUGAUCAAUGUGCCAAGGCCAGCUGCACAAGGUUCAGUAAGGUGAAGUGCUGCAUCCUGCACUUGGGCUGCAGCAACCCCAUGCAGUGCUACAGGCUGACAGCAGAGUGGCUUGGGAGCUGUUCAGCAGAAAGGGACUUGUUGACAACAGACUUAAUAUGAGCCAAUGUGUGCCCAGGUGGCCAAGAAGGCAAAUGCAUCCUGGCCUAUAUCAGAAAUAGUGUGGCUGUAACUGUCCCUCUGUAUUUGGCACUGGUGUGUGGCCACACCUCGAGUGCUGUGUCCAGUUUUGGCCCUUCACUUUAAAAAGGAAAUUGAAAUGUGAUGCAGUGUCCAGCAAAGGGCAAAAAGCUCAUGAAAGUUCUAGAAAGCUUGUCUUGUGAGGAGCAGCUGAAAGAACUGGGUUUGUUUAGUCUAGAGAAGAGGCAGCCCAGGGGGACCUCUUCACUCUCUGCAACUCCCUGAAAGGAGGGUAUAUCCAGGUGGGGACUGGUCUCUACUACUGUGUCUACAGUGAGAGGACAAGAGGAAAUGGCCUUAGGCUCCAGAAUGGGAGAUUCAGAUUAGAUGUUGGAAAAAAAAAUCCCUGUUAGGGUGGUCAGGCGUUGGAAUAGGGUGCCCAGGGAGCUGGUGGAGUCACCAUCUCUGGUGUUAAAGAGUUGUCAGGGUCUGGGGCUCAGAAAUGGUUUGGUGGUUUAGGAGUUGCAGGGGUAGUUCUGGGUUAACAGUUGCACUUGGUCUCUUCCACCCUUGAUGAUUCUAUUAUUCAAAGUUUGCAAUAGGAUUUUUUAACAAACCUACAAAUUGAUGAGGUAUACGUCUGUAAGCACUGCAUGAGAAAUCUGUUCAAAGACUUUCGCCAAACUUUUUACGCAGCUUGUUCAUGUUGUUUUCAGUGGUAUAACUAAGCCAUAGUCUCAGCUCAUCAGUGGACUAACUAUAGAGAUAUCUGGCCUUCUGUUUCCUGAAUGUGUUCAAUCAGUUUUGAAGGCUCAGGAAAACGUGUGCAGGUUCAACAACCUGAAUAUGUUAAUUUUAUAGUUCAGAAAGCAACUGCAUUACUGUGCAUGCCUUGCUGUCACUCAGAGCAAUGCUUUUAUAGCUAAUACCAUAACCAAAGAGAGAGGCAGCAAUCUUCUUUAGCUCAUAGUCUACAUUAUGAAGAUUUGUGGUCAGAGUUAUCUGAAUUUCAGGCAUUAAUAAAUCCUCUAACUUGUUGUUUCUUUAGUACCACUGAGGCAGAUGUGCACAUAUUCAGGUCUUGUAUAUUUAAAAACUGACAAAAAAAAGCUCUUCUGUAAAAGUAGGCUUUUUUCAGGGGAAAAAACCCACAUUCAAAGUAAUUGAGAGUAUUUGGGACACUAGCAAACUCAUCAAUUGAUGCUAUAGCAUAUCUCUUAAGCAGCCAUAUUUAAUAAUCUAAAACAGUAAACCAGUAGCUAUAAUUUGGGAAGACCUUCAUUCACACUGAAUAUUCAGUGGUCAGUUCAGUUACAUCAGUGUGUGUAUUAAAGCAAUAGGUAGAAAGUAAAAAUGCUGUUACUCUUGUGUUCUAAACAAGCAAGCUGUGAGUAUCUGUGCUCUGCGUGACAUUAUUGCAGCAUUUACACUAAUUUUCAAGCUUUUUGGCAACACCAGAUUUCAUGCUAUUAGAUUCAGUUAGUGCUUUUCUGUGUUCUGUAAUUGUGUGGUUGUGAUGUGACUUUAUCUACUUUGCCUAAUGUAAAGAAGAAAAUUACUUCAAAAUCCUUUAGAACUUGAAUCAUCUUUCCUGAGUCAGAGGGCAGUAACCCAAUCUUUUCUGUUCUGACCACAGAAGAAAGUUAUUAGCUCUGUGCAUUCCUUAUAAUGGGAUCUCUGCAUUUGUUUGCUUUAGAACUUUCACCCACACAUUUAUGACUAAAUUCCUCCUAGUAUGGGAAAUAGGGUUUAUUUAAUGUUGACUUAGCAUUUGGUCUGAUGUCUUUUCCCUAACUGAUGGACAUGAAACUGCAUGAGAAAACGUGUUCUAGGUGGUAAAGAAGGACUUUCUGCUGUGCAAACUCGGGCAGUCCAAACUUCCAGUGUGGAAAUGUGGCAGCACUUUGGGCCCAGCAGCUGCUGGAAUGGGCUGUCAGUUUGGGUUUCCUUUAGCAGCAAAGAAGCACUUUCAGAGAUGUUUUAAAUAGGCACACAGUAGCUAAUAGCAUCAGGUACCUCUGGUGACUAUAAGCUUUUUUUUGCCAUUCUUCUGGAUUGAUAACGGUUCUGCACUUCAGAUUUUCCUCUGCUAAUGAACCUCUUACAGGGUGGUAUUGCUGAAGUAUCAUCAUCAUUUGACCUGUCUUACAAUUACAUUAAAUAGCCCAUUAUGUUAAUAUUUCAUCCACUUCUUGCUUUUACAGUCUCAUGUAUUAUGCAGCUCUUAAUAGCAGUUGGCAGCAGUAAGGAAUAUUUUUUUUCUUUCUUUCAAAUAGUCUGUUAAUCCUGUUCACUAAAACUCCAAAUGUUGUACUAGACUUAAGUUAAAGACAUUCACUUGGAAAUGCCACUUCCCUAGUCAUGAUCAUACUUUAGCAUUAUAUGAGACACUGCUAAAAGUGCAUUACAGGAGGAUUCUAGCACAGAAUUACUGGUAUUCCUAUUCUCAUACUAAAUCACACCUUAAUCAGUUCCACCUCCUAACAAGUGGAACUGCUGCUCCAAGUAAACCAGUAACUGCAAAUUGUAUUUUGAGUUGCUGCUUCUGGCUCUUUGCAGCUGGAAGAAGGAGAUUAAAGAGAGAGAACAGGUGUGGUGUGACUGCUUCUUCAGCCCAAAAGCAGAGAUGUGGCUGCACCAGCUUGUGCCACCAGCCAUCUUAUCAGUGUGAGCUGCCAGCUGUGUGGCAGGGAGUUAACAUGGCAUUAGAAUUAAACAGAGAUCAAAUCUUUAUCCACAGUUAGGUGGGUACAAUGUCACAGUACCAAGCCUGGGAGAUUCAGAAAAACAAAAUUCAGAGAGAGCAAGUGGUUAAGUAAGGUAUGUUGAACUUGCAUAUACAAGAGUUUCUCAUCAGCAUAGGAGGGAAGGGAAUUGCACAGUCAAACAAAAUACCUGCUAUAGUGAUGUAUUUUGACUGGCCAAAAGUGGUUUUAUCUGAAAUGUUCUUAGGUGUUUGUAUGAAGUAAUGUAUUAAUAGACCCCAGUUGCAAACAGUUCUUACAAUUUAUAGAAAUUGGUAGCUUUGCAAAUGAGAUUUCCCAUGUGCUGUCCUCUUGGAUGUUCCUGGCAUGGUGCUUCUCUACAGCUGCUUUCCUUAGAAGUGCUGGGUAGUACUGACAAGGAGCAGUACUAGCCUUGCCUUUCUCCCGUACCGUUGUCAGACGGAGUACGGUAGGUCAGGGAGAUUUUACCACGUAGAAGAUGCCUUUACAAAGACCUACAAUUCUAUGCAACUUUCUAUUAACUGAGUAAACACUGAACUGUCUUCCAGCAUUAUGGGUCGCUACCAGUCUAUUUACAUUUUCUACCUUUAUAUGCACAAGGACAAACCAGCGCUUAACAGAUCUCAGUCUCUAGUGUGUUUGAGAAAUGGUAACACUUUGUAUCACUUUGAAGUACACUUUGUAUAAAAGUUGAACUAAUAAAGGGUCUACACCAU
Molecule: messenger RNA, 7867 nt
Organism: Cinclus cinclus
Lineage: Eukaryota; Metazoa; Chordata; Aves; Passeriformes; Cinclidae
Product: RING finger protein 151-like
Exons: 7
Coding region: 239-1102 (287 amino acids)
Molecular function (GO): zinc ion binding
Source: RefSeq, a predicted model, not a curated record